AUGAGAGAAGAGGUGUCCUGCACCAACUCCCCCGAAGGAGGUCUAGGGGCCAGCGAAGAGGAACUGGAAAGAGGAUCGAAGAAGACCCUCCAAACAGGAAAUCGAAAACGUUCCCCUUACCCCAAGAAGGACAGCCUCUGUCAGUCAGAGGAGAGCAGCACCGGCAGCCCCAACAGCCUGCUGCCAUCUGUUCCGAAGAAAGUGAAGAAAAGCCCUUCGACGGUUGUGUCGUUGGCCCCCACGUCGCUGGGCCCCAGGCUGGAUCAACCCUUCGAGGACCUCCACUCUCAGCGCGUCAUCGCCAAUGUGCGGGAGCGUCAACGCACUCAGUCCCUGAAUGAUGCCUUCGCCUCUCUACGCAAAAUCAUCCCCACGCUACCUUCAGACAAGCUGAGCAAGAUCCAGAUCCUGAAGCUGGCCUCACGCUACAUCGACUUCCUCUACCAGGUGCUGCAGAGCGACGAGAUGGACGCCAAGCUGGCCAGCUGCAACUACCUGGCCCAUGAAAGACUGAGCUACGCCUUCUCCGUCUGGAGGAUGGAGGGGGCCUGGGCCAUGUCCGCCAGCCACUAG
Messenger RNA from Perca flavescens (yellow perch), 573 nucleotides. RefSeq names its product twist-related protein 2. Lineage: Eukaryota; Metazoa; Chordata; Actinopteri; Perciformes; Percidae. The transcript has a single exon. Bases 1 to 573 code for a protein of 190 amino acids. Gene Ontology annotation, molecular function: RNA polymerase II transcription regulatory region sequence-specific DNA binding; protein dimerization activity; DNA-binding transcription factor activity, RNA polymerase II-specific. Gene Ontology annotation, biological process: regulation of transcription by RNA polymerase II; developmental process. The record is from RefSeq and is a predicted model, not a curated record.